AUGGCCUACUAUGCACUAACCCGCAACUUCAACCCUCGCACCCAGUACCUAAUCUCAACCAACGAACAUCACGACGCCUAUGAUCCCACCACCAAGAAACCCGCUGUCUUCUUCGUCACCAUGAGCGGCAGGCUCGUCGCGACACGGCUGGCCACGCUUGCGCGCCGAACACCGCUCCUCACCCCACGCCUCUACACCACCAACACCCUCCCCGCCGGUGGCCUUCUACGCAACGAAGCCGGCCUUCGACUCAUCAAACGGCGACCAUGGCCUCUGGGCACCUACGCACUACAUAAUCUCCCUGCAACAAGAUCUAUAUCCUUUGUGCGAGUAAUACCAAAGCUUGUUACGAAGCUUGCAACCGCUGGCGCUGCUGCUGGUGGCGCAGUUCUUGCAGGCGUCUCAUAUAUACAGUACCAGGCUGGCCAGGCUGGAAAUUUUGCCGUCGAUUUAUUCCAUCGCACCAAAGAUGGCGCCUCUGAGCUUGCAGGCGGCGUCUUAGGCACGGCGAAUGGAUUCUUCGAACAACUGGAGCAAGGCUGGAAAACCACCAAAGACGAACUCGAACAGGUCCAAUAUCCCGAAUGGCUCCAAAAAUUGAUGGCCAAGGACGAGUCUGGCGGGGCGAAAGGUGGUGGCGGUGGCGGUAGAGGGCCAGAGGAGCCCAAGCACAGCGGUGCAGGAACAGCGGCUGCAGGUGCUUCCACAGCAGCAGCCUUUGGGUAUGCACAGGAGGACGAUGAAGACAAAUAUGAGGCGGAGAAGAUUGCGCGAGACGAGCAGAUGAUGAUGCUCACCAAGAAGAUGAUUGAGAUUCGAGGCCUACUACAAACUGUUGGCCAGUCGGACACGCUCACACUGCCUUCGAUUGUCGUGAUCGGGUCGCAGUCUUCAGGCAAGAGCUCUGUAUUGGAGGCUAUCGUUGGACAUGAGUUCCUGCCCAAGGGACACAACAUGGUCACCCGCCGGCCAAUCGAGCUUACGUUAGUGAACACGCCGGAUGCGAAGGCUGAAUAUGGAGAGUUUCCUGCACUUGGCCUUGGGAAGGUCACAGACUUUAGUCAGAUCCAGAAGACCUUGACAGACCUCAACCUCGCUGUGCCGGCUAGCGAUUGCGUAUCAGAUGACCCCAUCCAGCUCCGGAUAUACUCGCCCAAUGUUCCGGAUCUCUCUCUCAUCGAUCUGCCGGGGUAUAUCCAAGUGGCUGGCCGUGAUCAGCCGCCACAACUAAAAGAACGCAUCUCUGAGCUUUGCGAAAAAUACAUUCGGCCGCCGAAUCUCAUCCUUGCCAUCUCAGCAGCAGACGUAGAUCUGGCCAACAGCACAGCGCUCCGUGCAUCGAGAAGAAUGGAUCCUCGUGGUGAGCGGACAAUUGGUGUCAUAACCAAGAUGGACCUUGUCGACCCUGAGCGUGGGGCCAGUCUACUAAACGAUAAGAAGUACGCUCUAAGACUAGGAUACGUUGGUGUGGUCUGCCGCGUCCCUCCCAACGCCGGCGGCUCAAAGCUUUUCACCCGCGGCAACGGCAACAUCACCAGUGCCAUCGCUAAGAACGAGGCUGCAUACUUCUCGGCGCAUCCCGAGUUCUCAUCAGAAGGCCACCUUGAUGUCGGUACCCAGAAUCUCAAGAAGAAGCUCAUGCAUGUGCUCGAACAAACUAUGGCUGCCAGUUUGAAGACCACCAGCGAAGCCAUUCAGAGAGAACUCGAAGAAGCUCGAUACGAAUACAAAGUCCAAUACAACGAGCGUCCCAUUAGCGCCGAAUCCUAUCUCGCCGAAUCUCUCGACAGCUUCAAACACUCCUUCCGUAGCUUCACCGAACAAUUUGGCCGUCAGCAAGUUCGCGAACUACUAAAACACGAACUUGAUCAGCAAGUCCUGAACCUCCUCGCACAACGUUACUGGAAUAGGCCAUUCGAUGACCUAAACGUGCCCUUCCCCGAUACCGAUCCUCUCAGCGGGCUCGCGAAAGCUGAUGUAGAAGGCGAAGACGAAAUCUGGAAGAUCAAGCUCGAUAGCUCCAGUGCUGCGUUGACGAAGCUCGGUGUUGGACGACUGGCCACCACGGUCGUCGCCAACGCACUACACGCACAGAUCGACCGCCUCAUUGCGAGCUCGAGAUUUGCUGCCCAUCCUUUCGCUCGCCAGGCCAUCACUGAUGCAUCGACCACCAUCCUCAAAGAUCUUUCAUAUGAUAUCUCAGAUGAGCUGGAGAUCUGCAUCAAACCAUACAAAUACCGCAUUGAGGUGGAAGACAGCGAGUGGGCUAGGGGUCGCGAAAAUGUCGCCCAUGUUCUCAAAGAUGAGCUCAAGGUCGUGGAGGCGGCUGUCAAGCAGCUUGAGGACCAGGUCGGCGGGCGCAAGAAAGUCAAGGAUGUCAUGUCCUUCAUCGACCGCGUGCGCGCGGGACAAGUCGUGCUUGAGGGCGAUGGUGUUGGAGGAGCUGGAGGAUUCAGCUCUGCACUUCUCGCAAAGGGCCGUGAAGCAGUCUUCCUCCGCGACCGCAUCGACGUGCUCAAAAUGCGCAUCCUCGCGGUAAAAAGCAAACAAUGCGCGACAAAGAAGAACAAAUACCACUGUCCCGAAGUCUUCCUCGACGCCGUAGCCGACAAACUCACCACCACCGCUGACCUCUUCCUCGACGCCGAACUACUCAGUAAAUACUUCUACCUCUUCCCCCGCGAACUAGACGCCCGUCUCGGCCGCAACCUCUCCCGCGAAGAAAUCGACCGCUUCGCAAAGGAAGACCCGAAAAUUAAACGUCACCUCGAUGUCGUGCGUCGCAAGGAUCUCCUCGAACACGUGCUCAAGGAAAUGGAGGGCCUCAGACAGCUUGAGCAGCGCGAGAAGAGGAUUAUGGGGCGUAGGGAGGAGAGGGGGCUUCGGGAUGUUAGGGGCGAGAGGAGGAAGGCGGGGUGGAGUAUAUUCUAG
Plenodomus lingam JN3 is the source of this 2931-nucleotide messenger RNA. RefSeq lists its product as uncharacterized. The record is from RefSeq and is a predicted model, not a curated record. Gene Ontology annotation, molecular function: GTP binding; GTPase activity; microtubule binding. Lineage: Eukaryota; Fungi; Ascomycota; Dothideomycetes; Pleosporales; Leptosphaeriaceae. Gene Ontology annotation, cellular component: microtubule; membrane; cytoplasm.